AACAACCGCAAAAAAAAAAAAAAAAAAAAAAAAAAAACCCUCCCUGAUCCUCGAAACUGAGGAGGGAAAAAAACAAUAAAAAAGGAAAACAGCAGGCGUUUCUUUAAGUUCUAACUCGUCUCUGUACCAAUUACAACUCAACUCAACCACAUCCGCAGCCAACAAUCAAACACUCACCUGAAUCUCCGCACAAAAUUCCCUCGUUACCCGAAACCAAAGACCAGAACCUUUCACAUUACCCCUGAGGCACUCCUGCAAUUUCCUCCAGGAGUCUACCAGGCAUGGGAAUUCCCGCCGACGAUGUCGUUUUGAUACAACAAGGUAACAGCCCUCAUGACCCCACCAUCGUCACCGUCAAUUGCCCUGACAAGUCUGGACUUGGAUGUGAUCUCUGCAGAAUAAUUCUCGAGUUUGGGCUGCACAUUACUCGUGCAGAUGUUCAAACGGAUGGAAAGUGGUGUUACAUAGUAUUAUGGGUGGUUCAACUUCAACAUUCAAAUUUGCUUAGACUUGAUUGGGAUAGCUUGAAAAACCGGCUCUUGAGAGUGUCUCCUCCGUGUUUGACUCCCCUUUAUUAUGAUCAGAAACUGAAUGGUUCCUCGGCUGCUCCUUCUGUAUAUCUGUUGAAGUUUUGCUGUGUUGACCGGAAAGGAUUAUUACAUGAUGUUACUGAAGUUCUAACUGAGCUUGAAUUUACAAUUCAAAGACUGAAAGUGAUGACAACACCAGAUGGGAAAGUUGUAGACUUGUUCUUCAUUACAGAUGGAAGGGAGCUCUUACACACGAAAAAAAGGCGAGAUGACACGUGUCGAUAUUUGUGUGAUGUCUUCAGAGAAUAUUGUAUUGGGUGUGAACUUCAGUUGGCAGGUCCUGAAUGUGAUACUCAGCGGAAUUUAUCUUCCCUCCCUUUGGUAGUUGCAGAAGAAUUGUUUAGUUGUGAGCUGUCAGAAAAGGAAUCCUGUAUGCAAGCACUUAGGACGGCUACAACAUCACCAAAGAAGGCCAUCGUUACAGUGGAUAAUCUUUUGAGCCCAGCUCAUACAUUGCUUCAAAUACAAUGUGUUGAUCAAAAAGGUCUAUUUUAUGACAUCUUGAGAAUUUCAAAGGACCUGAAUAUCCAGGUAGCUUAUGGAAGAUUCUCGUCUAGCAUAAAAGGAUACCGUAACAUGGAUCUAUUUGUUCAGCAAACAGACGGGAAGAAGAUAUUGGAUCCUAAGCUUCUAGACAAUCUUUGUUCUCGAUUGAAGGAGGAGAUGCUUCAUCCAUUGCGAGUGAUCAUUACCAACAGAGGCCCAGAUACCGAGCUCUUAGUUGCUAACCCUGUUGAGUUAUGUGGCAAGGGAAGACCGCGUGUAUUUUAUGAUGUUACUUUAGCUCUGAAAAAGCUGGGAAUAUGCAUUUUUUCGGCUGAAAUCGGAAGGCACUCAACUCAGGAUCGCCAGUGGGAAGUCUACAGAUUCCUCUUGGUUGAAAAUGGUGAAUUUCCAUUAGCAAGUGGUCAAGCCAGAAAUCAAAUGGCAGCCGGAAUUAGAAGAACAUUAAUGGGCUGGUAGAUGAUCCACUGCAAACCACAUUGAUGGUGAAAAUAGUUUUGCCUUCUCCAAGGUGUACCGUCCUCACUGGUUGGACAUAUCUGCACUGCAAUGUUGUCCCUAAUUGCCGAUUAUUGAGAUCAUGCAGCAAGAUAACCUAUUCUCUGUAGCCAAGCUUCUUGCUGUAACUAUUCUCUCUUGCUAUUAAAAUUUGUAGUGUUUCAUUUCCAUCGUCUGCAAUGUAUCAAAGAAGCAUCUGUGGCGUCUUCGGAAAAUGCAGAAGGCAAUCCCUUUCUAGUGAAAUUGUAGAUUAUGUAUAAA
Populus nigra (black poplar) is the source of this 1853-nucleotide messenger RNA. RefSeq names its product ACT domain-containing protein ACR9-like. The record is from RefSeq and is a predicted model, not a curated record. Bases 282 to 1553 code for a protein of 423 amino acids. Lineage: Eukaryota; Viridiplantae; Streptophyta; Magnoliopsida; Malpighiales; Salicaceae. The transcript is spliced from 6 exons.